AUGACUUUAUCGCCUGUGCACCGAUUGAAGCGUACAUGGGAACAAGUGCCAGCCAAGACGAUGACCACGUUCAUGGAGUUGCAGCAGCUGAUGAGCGUUAACAAGAACUGGGUCGAUUACCGCGAGGAACUUCAUUCGGCCAACCCACCCUGUGUGCCCUUUGUCGGCAUGUAUCUGACAGAUCUUGUGAUGAUUUACGACGGCAACAAGGAUGCGAUGAAGCAGUCGAACCACCUCAUCAACUUUAACAAGCGCAUCAAGACGGCCGAGGUUAUUCGCGAGAUCCAGCAGUACCAAUCUGUUCCUUACUGUUUGACGACUGUUCCUGAGAUCCAGCAGUACAUACGUCGUGGUCUGGAUGGUGCUAAGCAUGUCCAGGACCUCCACGAGAUGAGUCUUGCUCUCGAGCCUCGGUAA
Molecule: messenger RNA, 417 nt
Organism: Linnemannia hyalina
Lineage: Eukaryota; Fungi; Mortierellomycota; Mortierellomycetes; Mortierellales; Mortierellaceae
Source: the annotation of a GenBank genome assembly